UUAUCGCUCUGUUAUUUUCUUCUGCUUUCUCUCGAACUGAUCCGAAGAACGAGUGCAUGACUCGAUCUGAAAACAUCUUUGAAAACAUCUUUGACUGAAAGCAAGCCGAUAAAACGAAUGAAUUGUUAGAAUAAUAAGCCAGUUAUUUAGUUGCACGUCCAAGCGCACAAGCGUGCUUAGUAUGCACAUUAGAUCGGUAAGCAGCGCCACAGAAAUCGGCCGAAAUAGCAGGCCAACGUGGAUUGUAUAAUGUACGUAUAACAGGAGUAAGUGUCAGGCGGUUAAGGGCAGGUACGAAUAAAAGCGAAGAGAAGAGUAGAUGUCAUAGUUCAACAACCGAUACGCAUAUAGCGCGUCAUCGGCCCCAGUGGGGCGGGCCGCAGAUGAAAAGGCUUUGCUGGGGUGCGCCUGCAGUCACGGAGCGCAAGGCGGAAGUUCAGUGCAGUCCACUCCGAGAGCUCAAUCGAGAUGGUCGCGAUAGGAAAUACAAAACUUCCAGAUGAUAAAAUCUGCCGUAUCAACCGUCAUCGAAACCGGAGCGCGUGGUUAGACAACCAACCCAAAGACGAUAAGGUCAAGGCAAUCCUCUCAACGUGAGAGUAAGAGAGAGAUAGACACUAUGAAGAAAGCCGGCCCGACACUCGACGAGAAACAAAAGAGAAAGCGUCCUGAGCAUCAAGGUCGCGACGUUUAUCCUGCAGCGAGUGAAAAUUUGGCUGACACACCGAUGCCAUUCCCACGCGAAUCCUGCGACGCUGUACACGCCGACACAGAGGCACACCGGCUAUCGAAUUGUUCGUGUCGCGAUAUGGCCAUCAGUACAAAGGCUCUGAGCCUUUUGCUCUUCCCGGCUCUGGCCGCGCUUUGGAAGUUCACCGCGCCCCUCAUCGCCGAGAUUCUGCCGCUCUACAAGGAAGUCGUGCACCUGCAUCCUGGCAGUGGGAUCCAGAUCGAUAACGCCACACAGUAUGCCAUCCUCGACUUUAUUGGAUUGGUCGAGCAGCACGGCUACAGCGCCGAGGAGCACAAUGUGACGACGAGCGACGGUUACAUUCUGCGAUUGCACCGUAUCAGCGGAGCUCCGACUCGGCCGAAGGCUCCCGGCAAACCGGUUGUGUAUUUACAGCACGGCAUCGGCCUCUCCUCCGACAGCUGGGUUCUCAUCGGGCCCCGAACGGAUCUCGCUUUCCUCUUGGUUGACGCUGGCUACGACGUGUGGAUGGGAAACGUUCGAGGAAACACUUAUUCGCGAGCCCAUGUUUCGAAGGAUCCGAACAGCGAGAGCUAUUGGAGUUUCAGUUACCACGAAAUCGCUCUGUACGACAUUUCCGCUUUCAUCGACACGAUCCUCGACAAAACUGGCGCGCCGAAUUUGACGUAUUUCGGCUACUCCAUGGGCACGACGCUGAGCUACGCUUUGCUCUCCACGUUUCCCGAGUACAACGACAAAAUUAACAUGGUCUACAGUGCCGCGCCGGUUGUCUUCUGGGGCUUCGAGUUGCAGAAACUUUUGAAGGUCCUGGAUGUCAUUUUCGAUCCGUUGAAGGAGUUCAUCGCGUAUUUCAAUUUUCGCGGGUUACUGCCGCAAACUGCCGUGGCGGCGGAGAUCGGAAAUACGUUCUGCGGCGACAAGAGCACGCUGAUCCAGCCGCUGUGCGCCAAGGUGUUUUGCAACAUCGGACUGGACUGCGACAGGUUCAACAAGACGGCACUUCCCAGCAUCAUGGCUCAUUACCCAGCGGGGAUGUCGACUCUGACGGUCUACCACUACAACCAAAAUUACAAGAAAAAUACUUUCCAAGCGUACGACUACGGUGGCCCUGAAAACAUGAUUAAAUACGGCCAACCAGAGCCACCUUACUACAAUCUGACGAAGGUGACGGUGCCGGUCUCGAUCUGGUACGCGGAAGGCGACGACAUUGUAAAUCCGAAGGACGCCCUGGCUUUGGCGAAAGCUUUGCCAAACCUCGUGUCGGUCAACGCUGUCGAGUACGAGAAGUUCAAUCACUUCGACUUUUUGUGGGCCAAAGACGUGAAGCAACUCUUCUACGACAAGCUACCUGUGAUAAAAGAUCUGUAGAGAUAGUUAGACUAAUAGAUAGGAAUAGUUGUAAAUUUGUUCGUUUUUACGUUGAAUAUUUAAUAAUUAUCUAAUUGUAAGGAUAAGAAUAGAGACUAAGAGCGUGUAAAAACUAAAACGUAAUGCUGCACAUCGCGAAUUGUGUGAAUGAUCGUAUUACCACCGAAUAAAUUAAAAAUAAAAACAUGUUACAAAAA
Molecule: messenger RNA, 2277 nt
Organism: Nasonia vitripennis (jewel wasp)
Lineage: Eukaryota; Metazoa; Arthropoda; Insecta; Hymenoptera; Pteromalidae
Product: gastric triacylglycerol lipase
Exons: 10
Coding region: 620-2080 (486 amino acids)
Molecular function (GO): hydrolase activity, acting on ester bonds
Source: RefSeq, a predicted model, not a curated record